Pelobates cultripes (western spadefoot toad) is the source of this 33821-nucleotide messenger RNA. NCBI's taxonomy places the organism in Eukaryota, Metazoa, Chordata, Amphibia, Anura, Pelobatidae. The record is from the annotation of a GenBank genome assembly.
CGACUCCUGGAUGCGCCGGAAGCCGCGCGCCUGUCGCACAGCCGAUGACGCGCCACGUUCCUCCUGUACGUGACGCUAGCCGCCCCUUUGUUGGCUCAGCGACGGGCGCUGCGCGGUGUCUCCCGGAGACCGGAACCGGGGGCGGGGGGGGAGCUGUCCGGGAGCCAGGAAGCCAGGACUGACCGACGGCAAUCCCUGAGACGGACUGUGUGCGCGGCGGCAGGAGGGGAGCGGCCACCAUUCACCCCCGGGAGUGCGCAGUGACCGGAGCGCGCACAGGGGAGGGGCGGGGACUAUCCAGGGGGGCCACAGGCCUCACAGCCCCGGAGAUACCGAGAGAGGGGGAGAGACAGGCCUCACAGGGCCCAAGGCACCCAGCAAGGCACCCAGCAAGCCACUCAGCAAGGCACUCAAAGUACAGACUGCAGCCCAUAGAGCAGGCACUCAGUAUACAGACUGCAGCCCAUAGAGCAGGCACUCAGUAUACAGACUGCAGCCCAUAGAGCAGGCACUCAGUGUACAGACUGCAGCCCAUAGACCACCCACUCAGUGUACAGACUGCAGCCCAUAGACCACCCACUCAGUGUACAGACUGCAGCCCAUAGACCACCCACUCAGUGUACAGACUGCAGCCCAUAGACCACCCACUCAGUGUACAGACUGCAGCCCAUAGACCACCCACUCAGUGUACAGACUGCAGCCCAUAGACCACCCCAGUCACUCAGUAUACAGACUGAAGCCCAUAGAGCAGGCACUCAGUAUACAGACUGCAGCCCAUAGAGCAGGCACUCAGUAUACAGACUGCAGCCCAUAGAGCAGGCACUCAGUGUACAGACUGCAGCCCAUAGACCACCCCAGUCACUCAGUGUACAGACUGCAGCCCAUAGACCACCCAGCAGGCACUCAGUAUACAGACUGCAGCCCAUAGACCAGCCUUGUAUCAGGGAUCACAGAGAGCAGGGUCCACCCCAGCCUGGUGUUAGGGAUCACAGAGAGCAGGUCCCCCCAGACUAUUAGGGAGCCCCAGCCUGGUAUUAAGGAUCCAUGGUGCUAUUCACCCUGUGACAUACAUUGAAUUUUGUAUUAGUAGGUGGGAGUGUGCAUCAAGUAUUUUGUAUCUUUCCACUCCAUUGUUAUAAGAUUUCAUUUACUGACCACCCCCCCUUUCCAUUCCUGUCUAUAUGGAGACAUGUGGAAAGGAUAUUUACACGUAUUUAUUGAGGUUGGCAAGUUCUAGCAAUUCUAAUCAUUAUAUGACAUAAAUCUGCUCACUACUGGGUAGUUGUUUUUUUUUCUCGAUAUCACGAUAAAGGUAAAAAAACAAAAAACAAAAACACCAUUCCAUUGAUAAAGGAAAUCUUAGAACCAUUUACAGGGUAAAAAAAAACAAAGAAGCAAAAAAGAAAUCUUCCUUAGGCCUUUCUUUAUAUGUAUUAUUGCUCCGCUCUAGAUACUGAAACUGAAAAAAAUAAUACUUUUACAGAUUCCGUGUGAUAUAGGAAUUUUUGAGGUGACCUUAACAAAAGUAGGUGACCUUUUUCAACUGAUGGUCAGUUUGAUACUAACUGGAGCAGUGUGAUCAGACCUAAAUCAAGAAAGUUAACUCUUGUGUGUGGGAGGCAAGAAAGUUCAUUAUUGUUAGAAUUUGAGAUUACAUCUGUGUUCUAUUGCUUCAUAGUAUUCAUUUUUAUGAUUCGUGACCAUAGCCAUUUGAGAGCUAUCCUAUAAGUUAGUUUCAGGAGUUGGUUCACAGCAAUUUCUGUUUACCCUUAUCUGGGAUCAUGGACUCAGAUGAGGGAUACAACUAUGAGUUUGAUGAUGAGGAGUGUAGUGAGGACAGUGCAGCUGACGAACAUGAUGAUGAGUUGGAACUGGGAGAAGUAGAACUGGUGGAAGCUGGGCUUGGUGGAUCAGAGCGAGCCGGGCUUUGUGGGGAAGGAGGGGGGAGUGCCCUUGGGCCAGGCCCUGGUGGAGAUGAAGAUGAGGAUUACCGUUAUGAAGUCCUCACUGCUGAACAGAUACUUCAACAUAUGGUGGAAUGCAUCCGGGAAGUGAAUGAAGUCAUCCAGGUAUGUACUCAACUUGACCUUGAAUUUUGUGCAAAAUAUAUAUUUUUAAAAAUAUAUAUGUAUGUAUAUGUAUGAAAUUGCAAAUACACAUGUAUUGGGUAUAAUGGUCUGCCACUGCACUUUGUUCUGUCCUCAACAUAUAGUUGGGUGGUUCUGUAGAACUGAAUACAGUGAUACUGGUUUAAUAGAAAAAUGUUCAUGUAAUCUAGCAGGACUCAAAAUUUCCACACGCCACUAGUGAUUGGUGAAAUUAAAAUUUUACCCUGGUGAGUAGAAAGCCACUCUUGGUGAGUGUGCCAUGGACUCUUCUGGUUUGCAUUGGCAAGGGGACUUAAUCGGAUCUGAUUGUGCAGUUAUGCUUCCAAAUAAAUUUAAUGAUGAUACAGUUUGAAAAUAUUUAAAGGACAACUGUUACCUCAAAUUUCUUUAAUAUCCUUUCAUCAAAACUUUUUCAAAACUCAUUCUUACCUUAAGUAUAUGACCGGUUCCUUUAGCUAUAUAUAGACACUGUCAGACACAAGUGCUUGAAAACCAAGUCUCCAUGGUUUUCCCUGCUUCUGUGCAGGGAGUGAAGCAAAGAAGACCUCAGAGACUGUUGGUAUAUGUGUGUGUGUGUGUAUAUGUAUGUAUAUGUAUGUGUAUAUAUAUAUAUAUAUAUAUAUAUAUAUAUAUAUAUAUAUAUAUAUAUAUAUUAUACUUCAUUAAAAAAAAAAACUAUUUCCUUCAAAACUUGAUUAAUGUAUUAUUGUAUUAAAACAUUGUUUUGAGGUAACAGUUGUCCUUUGACAUGUUUUAUGGGUAUUUGCCUAAGAUUUAAAGAUUUGUACGUUUUCUAAUAUGCUAUUUGCUUGUAUAAGUUAAUUUGUGAAUUUCUGUAAAAUAUGAUAAGAGUAUAGUUUUGAAAGAGCCUUAGUUGGAUAUCUUUUAUCAGUCGGCAGCAGCAAGUAGCUGGGUGGUGCACUCAGAUGGCUGCUUGUCCAUUGACCAUUUAACAUUAUAAUUGUCACAUGCUUUUAAAGCCUUCUUACCCUCUUUCAAAUACUUUUUUUUAUACUCUUUGCGAACUGUGUGUGCAUUUUUUUUAUCCUAACAUAUACAGAUGAAAAAACAAAAGUGGUUGCCUCUACAGUGGUGUAGAAUGUUUGGUAGAUAAAUGGGGUAGCCUGACUUGAAUAAUUUUGAUGCAGUCUAGACUAAACAGACAGCAUUUUGAUAAAGCUAAAAUUAAUUUUUCUAUGUUAGUGUAAGACAGUGGUAACAUUUGCAAUACAUAUGAGGGAAGUAGAUGGUUUUUUAAAAUAGCAUAGCAAUAAGUCCACAAUCCAUUUGCCAAACAAAUUUUAUAUCUACUAAAUGAAUAAACUGGUUACUCCAACCACCAUGGCCACUUUUGGUUUUAGAAGUACCGUAAUCAAGGUGGUUGAAGUCUGUAUGUGCAGUGUUUCUGCUUGAAAAGCUACAUACUAAGAUAUUUGCACUUUGUUGCUGUGGGAUAGUUGUUCACGUGACUUAAAGGGACACUCCAGGCACCCAGACCACUUCUGCCCAUUUCAGUGGUCUGGGUGCCAACUCCCAUCACCCUUAACCCUGCAAGUGUAAUUAUUUUAUGCAGAUUUUAUAAACUGCAACAAUUACCUUGCAGGGUUUAGUCUUCCUCUAGUGGCUGUCUAUCAGACAGCCACUAGAGGGACUUCCGGGUUCUCAAAACAUGAAAAGUGUUUUAAACUACGCUGGACGUCCUCAAGCUAUGCAUGAGGACCUCCAGCAUCGCCAAAAUUCCCAUAGGAAAGCAUUGCAUGGGUAUUUCCUCGCAUGCGCAUUAGGUCUUACCCCGCCGGCUGACGUCGGCGUGGGAGGAGCGUGGGCGAAGCCAGACCCAGCUCCCAGGGACAUCGGUGCUGGAUUCAGUUAAGUCACUGAAGGGGUUUUAACCCCUUCAGCAACAUGGGAUGGUGGGUGGGAGGGAGAGGGCCACUGCAGGAACCUGCAGUGCCAGGAAAACAGAUAUGUUUAAGCAGCCUGGAACUGUGUUUGGGCUGCCCAAUAUCAAAUCUGUGCAAAUAUUACAUCUGCUGGCAGUGCACGCUUCACAACAGAUGUUCUCAGCUUGUGUGUCCCCUCUCUAUAAUCUUAAAGGGACACUGGAGGCACCCAGACCACUACUUCAUUCUUAACCCUAGAGUGGUAAUUAUUGCAGUUUUUAUUAAAAGGAUUCUCAAGUACCAGGAAAACAAAACAGUUUCCCUGGCACUAGAGAAUCCUGGAGUGCCUCCUCCCUCCAACCCCCUAUCCCAUGUCACUAAAGGGGUUAAAACCCCUUCAGCUACGUACUUGAAUCCAGCGCUGAUGUCCCCCAGUGCUGGGUCAGACUCCGCCCAUGCUCCUCCCCUUAUUCAAUGCUUUCCUAUGGGGAAAAUCUGACGCUGGAGGUCUGUGAGGACGUCCAGCAUCAGAUAACGGACCAAAAGUCCGUUAUGUAUCCAGAAGCGCCCCCAGUGGCUGUCUGAUAGACAGCCACAGAGGGCAGAUAUAGAGCUGCAAUGUAAACAUUGCAGUUCUCCUCCUCUAGUGGCUGACUACAACUAGAGGGACUUCCUGGCUUGGAGGCCACUUUUGGUCGCCUAAAUGACGCUGGACAUCCUUACGCUAUGCAUGAGGACUUACAGCGUCACUGUAAUUCCCGUAGGAAAGCAUUAUAUAAUGCUUUCCUAUGGUUAAAUCCGAAUACGAGCAAGGCCAUUAGGUUUCCCCUGUCGGCUCACAUUUGCACGUGAGGAGCGUGGGCAGAGCUGUGCCAGUGCCGAGAGACAUUGGAGCUGGAGAGAAGGGGGUAUUAGAAAGGUACAAACAAAUGCAUCUGAUUGGACCACAAGUGGGCAGGAGUGACUUAGACGGACGUUUGUUAACCAGCAUGCUAAGCUUUUCCUGGCGUUGGAUUCCAGGUAAGUAAUUUUUUUUCUUUGCAAGUUUAUAAGGUGGGGUGGAUAGUUAAUAAUACUGUUUUGGCUUUGUAAACAAAAUAAAAAAAUUUAUGCUAAUGUUGACAAGACCAAUAAUUCUACUUCAAAAGUACUUUAUCUUGAGUAAAAGAGUAGUUUCUUAAUGUCACUUCUAUUUGCAUCAAUUUAUUAUUUUAAUAACACACUUGCACUAUUGUUUAAUAUUAUCAGACCUAUUCCCAUGUUUUCUCUGUGUCUAGUCCAGCAUUUUCCAAAAAAAAAAAAAAGAAACACUUUUAAACACUCAUUCAUGAACAUUCCCCAGCACAGCUAAUUUGUUUGCGUUUGUUGAUUUAUUAAACAUGGAGAAAAUGUUUCUUUUUGUUUGUGUCAUUUCUCCAAAUACACCCAAGAUUUUGAAAUCAUCAUUGACUGCUGAUUCAGCCACGGUUUUGUAUCCUCUUCAUGGUGAUACUCGUUCAGAUGUUCACAAAAUAAGGCCUAUGUCACCAAACUGUUAAAGGGAUCUGGUCAUGCAAAGCACGUGUCAGAGUGCCUUUUAAAACUUCACUUCAUAUUCAGAUAGUGCUAGUCAAACAGCUAGAAUAUUUAUUGAUGAGCACUUAUUUAGAAUUUUUUUAUUUUUUUUUACAAUUUCUACUUCCUGCUCAGACAACAACCCGCUAAUCACCAUGAAGUCGCAUAUGAUCAUGCACUAGACUUGGCAUCAUUUGCUUUCAGUCCCAUAUGCAACGCAUUCUAAGAGGCUUAAAACAUGAUGCCACAAUUGGCACAUUGAAAAUCCAUGUGGCUAACUGUGUGAUCAGAGCAGGAUUAGAAGAGGCUAUAAAAUGUAUUUCUUAAUAUAUUUCCGUAAAUUUAUUUGCUAGCAGUUUGUCUUGCACAAUGUUUGGAUUAAAUUAUUAAUAAAUUAAAAUGAAAUUGUCUCUCUUGCUGCUUGGUACAUUGGCCAAUCUCCUUAUGUGUGUGACGCACUGGCUAAUCACUGUGCCCUAUCUCCAUGUCAGGAAUUUUGCUCAUCCUGUUUCCCCGCUUAAUCAGCUUUUGUACAGCAGGCUUCAAUACAUCUAGGACAGUUGCAACAUUUGAGAGCUAGUGUUUUAUGAAUACUAUGAGCCUUUCUAGUUUUUUCACUGAAGAGCCAAAGCUUAGGUCAGGAAAAUUGUGCUAUUCAUCCCUCUUCCCCUGUGUGUUGCAGAGAAAUAUAAUUUCCUAAAUAACUAACUCGUCUACAGAACUAUAUUUUAAAUUAAUAAUUAGAGCACUUUUCUUCUAAAUCCAAACCAUUCCUGUGGUUUGUCUCCACUUUCACAGUUUUUUGAUAUCUCAUCUCACUCCAUACCUAAAAUAAAGUUCCAGCAUCGGUUGCCUGGGUGCUAAUUGCAUGUUUGACAUAUGAUCUAAUUUAAUUUGUAUAUUCAUUACAGGCCCUUGGUAGGUCUGUGGCAUCAUCUCAAACUGGACAGUAGUUUUUUUUUUUCACUAAACUGAUAAAGUAGGACAAUAUCCGGAAACCACCAUGGAGUGAAUUUGCGUGUAGGAAAUAAAUAUAUAUAUAUUUUAUUUAUUUUUUAUUUUAUUUAUUUUUUUAAGACAUUUGAUUGCCAUAGCUAAAAUGAGGAUAUGAAAAUGUGUCACAUGAUCAGUUGUCACUUAUUUGAUGGCACCCUGGGAGGACCACCAAUAGCAUUUUUUUCCAUAGAAAAAAAACAGAAUUGUAAAAGAAAGUUGAGAAGCUAGUUCCCUAUCUAAAGUGUGACUGUAUUUGGUUUUGUUUUAUUUAAACCAAAAUUAGUUAAAUCACCUAUCUGGGAACAAAAUGUACUUUUAAAGAUGCAUACCAUUCUGUCCUCUACCUUGGAGCCUCCGUGACUUACCCUGGCAGAUAGUCACAACUAUCUACAGCGAGUAACUUGUUUUGUAUACAUUUUUAUUGAGAACCAAACCUACAAAGUGAAUGAAGUUCACUAAAUUAGUGGAUCUUCACAUCAGUGGCUAAUCAACUCAAUAGCAUUCAAAGCACAUUGUGCAGUCUUUUACUCUAUAUUUUCAUUGUGUAGUAAAUGAAAAGGAAAAAUAAUUUAAUAUAAAAUUAAGCCAAAUAAUCAAAAGGGCUGAUGGCGUGUUAUAGGGAGUUAUGAGCGAUUUAAGAUAGUUUUUGCGUACUAAUUAAGAAUAAAAAUUCUAAAUGUAAACAGAGAAUUGUUGUAGAAAAGUGAAGUUAUAAUGUGUGGCGUGUUUUUAUGUCAUCAAAAUUUGGCAUUUAUAAACAUAUCUGAUAUAUCCAUAAAUGGCAUCAAAAUAAUAAAAUUGGAAAGUUUAAAGCACAAAUGUUGAAGAUGUCAGUUGACCACUCUUAAAGAAAUUCAGCCUAUCAAUAUAUUAUUACUUUUUGUAAAUGGGAGUAUUACAACCGGGUCAUACUAGGAUUCUAAAAAGAGUAGUUAAAAAAAACAAGGUCUGUAUCAGUGUAUAUUAUGUGUUUUUUUUUUUUUUCUCUGCAAGUAACAUUUAUAGAAAAAGAAAUUUUAAGUUGUGGGACAGGUUAGGGGUCUUCAUUUUCAGGCUGGCUAUGCUCAAGUGAAAUCAUAUUUUUGUGUGUAUAUUUUUUAUUUUUACAUUUAUUUCAUAUUUUCAAAGUCCGUUGAUGGUUAAAUCGCAGCUUGGUUUGCGAUGGCCCAAAGGUGCAGGGGGAAGUUGGUUUUACCUACCUGAAGCUAUCCUUGGUAGCCACCAACCUGUGCAUCUUGUGGAACCUUUUCAGCUCCUGGCUUUUUAUCUGCCAGGAGACCAAGUCAAUGAUGUACACUCGCGCAUGCACAAUAUUACAGCACUGGCAGUUAGAUCUGUUGAGUAUCUCUCUUGACCUAUAGGCCUUUUUCUGUUCUUAUGUGCAAAAGUACAAUAGUACAGAGGGCUCCUGGUGAAUGCUGGCCCAACAAGAAAGAUGGAGGCAUCUGCAGGGAAUAGCUUCUUCCCUGGGCUGCCUCAGACUAAGGGAUGAUGUCAUCAUUGGGGGGGCCUUUGCAUAAAAUGCAGACAUCCCCAAAAGUGACAGCCACAUUAACCCCUUAAGGACACAAGACAUGUGUGACAUGUCAUGAUUCCCUUUUAUUCCAGAAGUUUGGUCCUUAAGGGGUUAAAAUGCUAAUCCUAGGUCAAAGUGGCCAAACUGGAACAUUUCUAAAUUUUGCAGUACCAAUUCUCUGCAUUUCCUGGUUAGGUUAAUAUCCCCAACAGAACAGAGCUAGUCACAUGAGUAUGCACCUUAAACCUCCAGGAGGCACGCAGAAAGAUUCUCAGAAAUUUCUAAUCAUUGCGCACAUAAUAAAGUAUUUUCCUAAAGCAAAUAAUAAAUAUUUCUGAUCGUGAAAUCUUGCUCUCUGAAUCAAGAAAAUCACGAAGAAGAAAAAAAACCUCUAGAACUUGUGGUAUUUGUAGAACAGAUUUGUAUGAGUCACUUUUACAAGCAAAAAUUACAAAGCAAGCUAAAGAAUAGAGGCACAUUCAUGCGCCGGAGUCUACCACACCUCCCAGCAAACACAGAUCGUCACUUGCCAUAUUUAGUGAAUUCCUAACACAGGAGAACCAUAAUAUAAACCCAGAGUAGCUCUGGCCCUCUGGAUUAGUUUUCCCUUCCUGUACCUGAGAAAUGAGUGUUGGAUAUUCAGCCUCCGGCUGUGUCAGGUGUCUAAGUUGUGCACAUGGCGUCCUUGAAAUCGGAGAGGCUGCAGCAAGCAAAGAUGUCCACUGAACGUAUUAACCAUUCCACUGCCAAAUGUUUCAGCUUCAGCAGGCCGUAAAUGGCUGAAAUGUGUGCUGACCUCAUUUUCUUCCUAUGUAACCUUCCCAAAUCUAUAACAGAGGGGUCAGUCAGAAUUACCCCUUUAGCAGAGAACUGGUAAUGCGUUGCAGGCACCACAAUUUAAAAUACUUUGAAAAAGGAAAAAUGUCUUCACGGAAUCCAUGUGAUAUAGCCUUGUGUUUUGCGUUCUUUUUUAAUGGAUGCAUCUUAAUGACGCUUUAGUGCAUCUCCUGGCUUAAACUUGCUCACUGAUUUUUAGCUGUCCUUGGUCUGAAGCACCACUUAUUUGAUAAGAUUAUGCAGAAUUUAAAGGUCUUAGAUCACCACAGAGUGGGACCUUGGGAUGUCUGCUGCCUGCACAUGCCAGGAUUUGUGAAUCCGUGCUAUAUUACCUGCCCAGUUUGGGAUCAAAUAAACUGUAUUUCAGACCAAAGAUGGAUGCAGUUCUCCUUUAACAUGUUUUGGGUUGAAUAGAUAUUUUUAAUGAUAUUUCCUAGGAUUACCUUCCUAUUUCAUCUGUUGUGCUGUAAUUAAGCAAUUCAGGUUUAAAGAACAGUGUCUGGUAAGCUAUCAUGGUUUAUUCAAUAAAGUGUGAUUUGUUGGAAAUUCAGAUUGAAUCUCAAAUAUUAGGCCAAAAUUGGCAAAUUAGAGAAAUGAUCUAAUAUUUGUGUAGGUAGUUACCUCUAUUGCCAAUGAUUAGGUCCUAAUAGGGACGGGAACAAAUAAGAUUGUGGUUUUAGAUAUAGAAUCCAGUGGAUACAAUAAAAGUGUGUGUGUGUAAAUAAUACAAUUUUGGGCUCUGGAAACUAUCUAGGAUUACAGUAUAUGUUAAUUAAGUCUUAUCACGCAUUUGUAUGGUGUUAAUAUUUGCAGUGAGCACAUACAUUAUUAUUUAUAAAGCGCCAACACAUUCCGCAGUGCUGUACAUCAAUGUCAACCCAUGUGUUUAUAUAUGUCUAAUGUCAUGUAUGGGCGGUGGCUGGACACUGAUGCAUAGCAAUAUAGCAGUGACCUAGCAAGGCACUUUAUUAAGGCAUUUAUUGCAAAGACCAAUAAAUCUGUAUAUUGAUAUAUGUGCAACCUGGACCAGAGUUUAGAGCAUUUAUAUAGAUAGAUAUGUUUACAUAAACUUGUGCAUGUAUAAGAUUUGUUAUACAUGAAAACGUGUUUCUAGUGAUGCUGCUGUCAGUCUGUUGCAGUCACUGGCUUCAGUAAUAUAUAUGUUAAAGGGACACUAUAGUCACCUGAACAACUUUAGCUUAAUGAAGCAGUUUUGGUGUAUAGAACAUGCCCCUGCAGCCUCACUGCUCAAUCCUCUGCCAUUUAGGAGUUAAAUCCCUUUGUUUAUGAACCCUAGUCACACCUCCCUGCAUGUGACUUGCACAGCCUUCCAUAAACACUUCCUGUAAAGAGAGCCCUAUUUAGGCUUUCUUUAUUGCAAGUUCUGUUUAAUUAAGAUUUUCUUAUCCCCUGCUAUGUUAAUAGCUUGCUAGACCAUGCAAGAGCCUCCUGUAUGUGAUUAAAGUUCAAUUUAGAGAUUGAGAUACAAUUAUUUAAGGUAAAUUACAUCUGUUUGAAAGUGAAACCAUUUUUAUUUUUUAUUUUUUUAUUUUAUUUAUGCAGGCUCUGUCAAUCAUAGCCAGGAGAGGUGUGGUUAGGGCUGCAUAAACAGAAACAACGUGAUUUAACUCCUAAAUGACAGUGAAAUCGCAGGGGAAUGAUCUAUACACUAAAACUGCUUUAUUUAGCUAAAGUAAUUUAGGUGACUAUAGUGUUCCUUUAAUGAUAUGCUUAUUCACCUUGCAGAAAUCCCUGUUUUUUUUUUCUUUGUAAGGUACUCUUUUUAAUUGUUAAACUUUUAUUGUACUCUCUAACAGAAGUAUUUAUAACAUGUUUUUUUUAAACUCUUGUCUGUGUACAGAAUCCAGCUACUAUCACUAGAAUACUUCUGAGUCAUUUUAACUGGGACAAAGAGAAACUAAUGGAAAGGUAAGAACAUAGGGUCGUCAUCCUUCUCCUGUUUUAUUUUACAUCUGUAUAAGGUGAGAAAUUGACCUUUGCUAUCUGGUCAGAAAAGCAAAAACACCCAGGUUUUAUCAUACGUGAGGUCAGAACACAGAAUGUGCCAAGACUCUGUUUAGUUGUGCAGAUUACAAGCCUGCCUCACCAAAUGUUAACAGAUCUUAUGAACUGCAGUUUUAACAAGCACUCCCCUUUUUUCAGUCUCUUCACAGGGAAAAAACUUCUCAUUGAGACACCUUUAAAUUGUUGCUCGCGCGCACCUCUGAUCUGUGUGGGAGGAGGCAAGUAUGCUCUACUUGAGCGUGCCUGCCACUUCCGUUGGCUUAGGGGAGUUGACGGAAGUAGGCUGCCUACCUCUCUGGCUCAUUGUUUGACAACCAGUGGGGUGCUCCCUUGUUAAUUUCUAAAAGUGUUGAUUUCUCAUAGAAAUCAGUACUUUUAUAAAUUGGGGUUAAACUAGGAUACUCCUCACCCAUGAAGCACUUCACCAAGCUGAAGUGAUUUUGUGAUGUGGAGUGAUCCUUUUAGCUGCAAAUAACUCCUGUUUUAGAUACAAAAUAUGAGAAAUCAUUUACAAUGACUCAUGCUUAUAUAAAUGCUUAAGCCCUUUGUGUAAUUCAAAAUACUGCAAUCUUGGUUGGUCAUAACAAUGUCAUGUAAGGGCUGAAAGAUUUAAAGGGAACCAAUAGUCGCAAACAAACAAAACAAUAGUUAGUUCUGAAAUGUAGGCUCCCUCAGUCCGGCCUCCUUUUGCUUUUUAGAAAAACGUACAGGGUUAUUCACUGAAGUUAGAAUUGAUGGUAACUUCAAAUUCUAAAAAGCUGCAAUGUUUUGCAAAAUGAAAGGACCAAUGCACCCAGGCCACUUCAUGAUAUUGUUUGUAAAUUACUUGCUUCUAUGCAUCCACGUUGUAUAGUGCAGCGGAUAGUGUUGGUGCUGUAAAAUAAUGCCUAUAUUAUUAAAGGAACUUUCCAGUCAUUAUAACCACUAUAAUGGUCAGGGUCCUGGAGGGGCCCGCAGCACACUCUUUCUUACCUUCCCAGCAGCUCCCUUCAGCACCCCUGUGUAACUCUCACGAGUCCCGCGGCCUGUGUGACUGUGUGAGAGUUAUACAGGGGAGUUGCUGGGAAGGUAAGUAAGAGUGUUGCUGGGACUGCCGUGGGCCCCCCAGGGAAUGCCAUAUCCCCCCUCCCUGGCCAGGUAAGAAGCAGGGAGGGGGGACUAAAACAAAUUUAAAAAAAUUUAUAUUAUAAAAUAAAAAUGCCCCACCCCCAUUUUACUCACAUUAUAUACCUACACAUACACACACUACACAAACACACUGCAUUCACACUACACAAACACACUCUGCAUUCAUUAUACACUUACUGCAUUCACUAUAUACACACUACACACACACACUUUGCAUUCAUUAUAUACACACUACACAAACACACACCCUGUAUUCAUUAUAUAUACACUAUACACACACACCCUGUAUUCAUUAUAUAUACACUAUACACACACACACACUCACACUCAGAAUCGGUAAGUUAUCGGCUACACAUUUCUUUUGAACAUUUUUCCUGCAAAACCACAACUGUCUAGUUCGUUAAUUCUCAUAGAUUUAACAUUGCCCAAUAUUUCUACAGUACUAGUUGUUCACUAUAUAGUGGGCCCUGGUCUUUUUGGGCUGAGUUAAAAAGCGCUGUUCUAGUAGGUUUUCAGUGAAUUCGCGUUUGUAUGUCCAUAAUUCUUGAUCUAAAUAACUUUUUUCCGGUCUAAGCGAAUAACUUGUUGCAUGUCUUCACAGGUAUUUUGAUGGGAACUUGGAAAAACUUUUUUCAGAAUGUCACGUUAUUAACCCUAGUAAAAAGUCAAGAACGCGCCAAAUGAACACUCGUUCCUCUGCCCAAGACAUGCCCUGUCAGAUCUGCUACUUGAAUUACCCCAAUUCAGUAAGUGUUUCAAAACAAAAUUACUUGGUGUUUCCGUUAUGCUGUGGAUUAGAUCAUUACUAGCAGUACUGUAUGGCAUAUACUCUAAUCUCUUAACAUUUUUAUCAUUUGCCAUGUGAGCAAUUUUCGGCAAGGACUCACAGAAGAAUCGAUUUACUUAUAGUUGGAAAAUGCCAUGUAGACAUAAAGAGUUAGGUACAGAUUAAAAAGACAUGGGUGUCUUUGUGCACAAGAGUGUCUCUAGCUUCUAGAUUAUUAAUUGGAUCAUGGGAUGCACAUGCCACUAGGUGUAGAGGGUGCUCCAAACACUGGCCCUAACAGAAAAGAAACCCUGUAACCUACGUAGAGGUCCUUCCUGAAAUGAACCAACUGCUAACCCCCUCUAAUGAGGUUUAAGUUUAACCUAAUAAAACGAAAACUUUGAGAAGAACUAAAUUAGAACUUAUCUCUCAAAGGUUUACAGAAAACAUAAAUUUUUUUGUUAGUAAAAGUGCGAUUUGUAAUCCCUUUUGACAUUUAUGAUCAAGUUGUGAUGUAUAAUAGUUUACAACUUUUUGGACACGUUCAAGAAUCUAUUGCUGUAAUUCUCUGCUUCCUCUGUAAAAGUAUUUUAUUCUAUUUCCUUUACUUGGUACACUCUCAAAUAAUCCAUCAAUGCUGACUGCAAAUCGUGUUGAUCACUGCAUACUUCAUGUUUUUUCGUCGCUGCUUAGCAGUUUUUAAAGAUCUCAUAACUGUUUUUCCUCUUCAGUAUUUCACAGGCCUUGAAUGUGGUCACAAGUUUUGUAUGCAGUGCUGGAGCGAGUACUUAACCACAAAAAUCAUAGAGGAAGGAAUGGGACAGGUAAUAUUGGGGAAAACACUUAAUGAGUGGGUAGCAGGCAUAGAGUCUUGUUGACUUUUUUUUUGCUUCCAUUUAUGUCUCUUCACUUUUGUAUUUAAUCUUUUCUGAUCCAAUCUCUAUUGUCCACGAUGUUUAAUUACACACUUGUUGUUUUCUCCCCCAGACUAUCUCCUGCCCAGCCCAUGGCUGUGAUAUCUUAGUUGAUGACAAUACCGUAAUGUAAGUAAAAUGAGCCUUUGUGGAGAUGUUGGCAUUUUUAAGAUAAAUUAUACAGGAUAAGCAUAGGCAUAUCUUUUUCCAAGUAAAUGUUGUCCAAGCUAGUCACUGCUUUCUCCUUUUGCUAUAAAAGAGUUAUGAGUACAGCUUGAUAAUGUUAAAAGAAACUCAUCAUAACCAUUUUAACUCUCUGAUUUGAUUAUUCUAAAUGGUCUGCCCUGGCUGUCCCUUGUUUCACUACCAUUACAUACGGUUUAAUAGUAAGCUAAUAGUUAAUGGUCACUCUGCACUUGCUAAUAAUACAUCCUUGUUAACUCCAGUGCUGUGGAGUGAGUGUAAUGGAGUCAAAAGCAAUUAUUGGGUUACAGGAGUGGAUAAAAAUGUCAACUCCAACAAAAUGUUCCAUAUAAGCCAGUAAGGUGUAAUAUAGGUUUAAGCGUAUGUUCGCUGCAUAAGUCAAUACGAAGUCAAAAUGUGUUUCUUUUGGGCCUAUGCUUGGCCUUGCAUACGCUUAUGACUUGAGCCAUAGCUAUGCAACACAAGUCAACAAUUUGUUCAGUUUCAUACAAAAUUGUUUUACUUACUGUAUCCUGUGAUAUGACAGGUUAUUUUUCUAUACGAUUAAUCAGGUGCUGAGAGUUUAAACGUAAACAAAACAUUAGCAUGGAGUUUACUUUUUGGCCAAUAGCGGGCGUGCUUCUCUUAAACCAGUCAGCUGUGUUUACAUAUGAAUGAUGGGAUACCUUAAGUGAUAAUCUUAUCUGCUAAUUCUCCCAAAUGUGUUUUUUUUUUUUUUUUGAAUUUUUUUGUGCAUGGUUUGACAGUAAGAUAUACGUUGCCACAACAGCAAACAUAAUCACAUCAAUAACAUAGAUCUAUACAUAUGUGGCUUUGAAGUGAGAGCACAUUUUAAAACUUUUUUUUUUUGUUUUUAAACGUAGUAAGGCAAUCUAGUGGUAUAUGUAUUUUGCAGUGCAAUUAUAGGUUUACAAACAGGCACAAGGUACCCCAACGGCAUUCCUCAUGCAUAAUUUAACAUAUCAACAACGUAAACUAUAGGGGUAUUUGAAAGUUCUUGCACAAUUUUUAUGUUAUAGGUAGAGAGAUUAUGGUUAAAGCAAAAAGGUUACGUAGCAUGGUGACCAUGUCUGGACUGGGACCAGGAUAUGUAGUUGCUUGCCAGCCUCCCCUUCUGUCCCCUUAGAUAUAAUAGCUGAAUCUACAAAUCAACCGUGUUACCGUGUACGCCUAGUGUGGGAGCGCAAAUAGAGUAUAGUGUAGCUAUAUGGGCUAGCUGACCCCCAUGGGUGCCUGUUGCUUAGUGUGGUUAUAGCAUUGCGUGGGUAUGAUCGAGUGUCUGUGAGUGACAUGUCAGGCCCACUGCUCUCUUGCUGUGGCUAGAUUUGUGCAUUUUUUGGUUGGAAAGGGUUAACAAAAACAUCAAAGGGGACCUAUGUGAGCGUAUAGACAUAUAAAAAGACAGGCUGGUAUCAUAAGCUUAGGGUAGUUCUCAAACAUUGUAAGAUAUCGCUGGUUGCCAUUGUAACACAUAUAAAAGAUAUCACGGGUUGCCAUUAUAAAACAUUUGAAAGAGCUCCCUAGUUGUCUGUAUAAAACAUAUGCAAGAAGUCACUGUUUGCCAAUGUUAGACAUGUUAAGGGUAUCAUUGGUUGCCGACAUGGAACAUAGGAAACAUACCACUGUUGAUAAGGCCCCAGUCCCAUGUGGCUGGCGUAACUUCAACUGUAGCUUAACAAUAUUAUCUGCCUGGGUAUCAAUGGGCUGGUAUAUAACAGUAAGUCCUGAGGGGGGUACGGGUACCUCGCUCGGGGGCAUGUGGCACUGUUAGCCGAUGCCUCGGCUUGGUAUCUCCAUAUCGUCCCUGGGAUUCAUCAGAUGAUGGCCUCGCUGCUUUGCCAUGCAGAGUCCCGCUUGUCUGGUGUGGAUGGAGACAUUUAGGCAGUCACUUAGGCCUGUAAUGGCGAUGGGGGGGGUUCAUCCCUCGAGCUUGUGCUAAAAUGUUAGUCUUAUCGCUGCUGGCCCGGUGACCUCCGGUUGUCUGCUGCCUUUCAGGUUUGGGCCUCACGCUUGAGUUCCGUCUCAUCUGGGUAGUGCCAUAGUGUCUCAGUUGCGGGAAUCCCCUCUUGCCCCGGAGCUGUGGGAGAGCUGGCGCUCGUAGGCCAUGAGCCUGGGAGCCUUCGUGGUCCAGGGUCAGCCCUUUCGGGUUCGUGCGGAGAGGUAGGUUAGGUCGCUUGAGGUUUCGUCUUGCCCCUCUCCGCUUGUGUGGCCAGCGCCUCUGGGGUACUCCCCAUCUUGCUCUCAGCCCGGGAGUGCCUAGGAUGUGGGGGAUCGAUGUGGGGGUCUUUGGGAAUCCUCCUCAAGGCAACUCUUUCUCCCGUCCGCCAUCGGCUCUUACCCUUGUGGGUAAUGUUUGGCUGGGCAUUGCAGGCUUGAUGUGUGCCCGUAGUUUGGCCCAGAAGCGGUCAAAGAUUAGUGUGAUAGGAUCUUUUCCGCAGUCCUCGGUGUCCUCUGCAUCCGGUGGUCGCUGUCGCUUGUCGGACACUGUUGUGUCGAAGUGAUCCGCCAUCUUGAGCGCUCCCGUCCCCUCGUCUCUUAUGGUGGUCUGUGUUCUUGUCUGUCGGUGUAGGGUUCGGGGCAGCCCGCCAGGCGGGGACCGGGAUAUCCCCCGCCGGUCCAUAGGGGGGGGGAGGGUGCGUGUUUUGCACUCGCUUUUCACAGUUGGGAUCCGGCGGGAAGGCGGCCGUCCUUCCCCCCUGUUUCCACUAGGCCUCAAUUUGCUGCCACGGUUCCCGGUCGAAUCAGGUCUCAAAUUUGGUACCGGCAUAGUCGUGGUUGCUUCCCCUAGCCUACUGGCAGGUUUGUAGGGGAAUCGCAGCAGGCAAUCUCCAGAUAUUUGCAGAAUUUGAGCCUAUACUGCAGGAGCUUAUGCAAUGUGCUUCUAUUCAGCUUGCCUGUUCAGCUCCGCCCCCUCCCAAAUGUGUUUUUUAUGAGUAAAUAAUAAGUCCGAAAUUUUAAUUCUUGAGACAAGAAGUUGGAAGUGAUAGCAAUAUGCAUCAACAACUUUAUGCUCAACAUAUUAGUUGAGUUUAGUUUUUAUGCCUGCAAAUACAGUAAUUGUAAUAUAGUAUAAGGAGUCAGUGGUAACUUAAAUUGAGGAGUCUGAGACAAAGGUUAUGUGUACUGAUUCCACAGCCCUAGUUUACUCAAGUGGAAGUAGGGGAACCGUGAUUAGCUGAGGAGUGCUCAUGUGACACUCGUCAUUCCCCCUCCACCUAUCUACUUCUGUAUACAAGGAAGUGUUAGCCAGAGCAAAAGCUGCAAUGAGUGUCUAUGGCGGCCAGGGAUUCAGCAGUUUAACAAUUAACCUAGGGUGCCAGUGCAGUCCAGCCAUCAUAACCACAAAAUAUUUUUGUUUGUUUAUUUCUUUAACCAGUGGACUAUUGGAGAAAAGGUUUGCUGAAUCAGAGGUGAAAUGUGCUCUGUGCGACAGACAACUGUCAUGUCAAGGUUUUGGUGUUUUUCUUGAAUCUUUGUCUCCACAACAAGUGAAGAUACACAUAAUAGUUGCUACAUCUCUCGUUUCAGAAAUUUUUUAUGAUGAAACCGUUUCUUGUAUAUGGUCUAGGCCAUAGGUAUUACAUUUAAAAAAUUGGUUAUAAGAAGCGGGGCAGUCCCUUUUAUAAACCAUAGGAAUUUUCCUCCUGGUCACUCACCACUAUACCCUAAAAUUUAUAUUUUAUUAUUUUGAAACAACAAUGUGUUUUUGAGCUUCCCUAUCCUCCUGUGUUCAAACAUUUUUCAUGUGUGUUUCUUUUCCAGGCGCCUGAUCACAGAUUCAAAAGUGAAGUUAAAGUAUCAGCAUUUAAUAACUAAUAGUUUUGUAGAGGUAAGUGGCUGCUAUAAAUAUUGUGUGGAUCAUUGCAUGUGUUCAGGUAUUUGCAAUAGAAGAUAGAACUUAAGCUCUCCUAAUCUGUAAUGGUUUAAAUGUAAUGCUGCGUUCCAUCUGUGUGGAAAUUAUAACACCUGCUGAUUAAUUCUAGACAGUUACUUGUCCCUUUUGGCUCAGAAUGUUUCACUGUAACAUUCUUUGGUGUAAGUAAAUAAUGAGUGAAACAAAAAAGUAAUUUAACAGUGAGUCUAUUAAUGUUUUUUAACAUUUUGGUGCCUCAUUUAUGUUCUAGUUAUAUAAAUUUCCAAUCGUAAUGAAUGGUUAGAAUCUAAAAGUUUCAAUUCCUACACUUCUAACCAGACUUUCAUUUACUCGUCACGGCAACCCUGGAGAGUCCAUGGCACACUCACCAGGGAUGAAUUUCUCCUUGUCGGGGCUAAAUUUUCACCCACCAACGGCUACUACUUUUGAGACCUGGUUGUGAUAAUCCUAUUCAGUCUUUAUAUUGUGAUUAGCAAACGGUCUCUUGUACCCAGGUUCACUCCAUGCUCUGAUUGAAGACUUGGAAGAAACAAUACAUAGGUUGUAUCAUCUUGAAAGAAUAAAAUAUGUAUUUAUCUGCAAAGAUGUUUCCAAGUCAAUAUACAUUAUAAAUUGUACUUCCUAAAUGACCGUGCACAUUUGUCUAGAACAUAAACAUUUUAUAUCCAUAUAAAUGUUGCUCUUGUAAAGCGGUGUCUAUCUUUUUCUCGUUAAUUUUAACCUGUUCAUGUUUUUAGCUGUUCGUGCGGACACAUACAUAUUUACACGCGCGCCAUUUAUACAUACGUACAAAAAAACAUUAAAGGACCACUAUAGGCACCCAGACCACUUCAGUUUAAUGAAGUGGUCUGGGUGCCAGGACCAGCUAGGGUUAACCCUGCCUGCUGUAAACAUAGCAAUUUCAGAGAAACUGCUGUUUACAUUAGGGUUAAUCUAGCCUCUAGUGGCUUUCUCAUUGACAGCCACUAGAGGUGCUUCUCACUGUGAUUUUCACAGUGAGAAGACGCAAGCAUCCAUAGGAAAGCAUUGAGACUGCUUUCCUAUGGACUGGCUGAAUGCGUGUGCGGCUCUUGCCACGCAUGCGCAUUCAGUCGGUGACGUCAGAAGAGGGAGGAGAGUGCCCAGCGCUGGAGAAAGAGGUAAGUUUAACCCCCUUCAGCCCGGAGGGAGUGGGACCCUGAGGGUGGGGGCACCCUCAAGCCACUAUAGUGCCAGGAAAAAGAGUUUGUUUUCCUGGCAUUAUAGUGGUCCUUGAAGUGGUUAAAACGAAUGAGAAAAGGACAGACACAGCUGAUAUAGGCUUGGUAACACAGAAUUAGCAUUGGGCACUAAGAAUUUGUCUCCCUGUCUGUCACUGUAGAGUCCAGAAGAUUGCCUCUAUUGGGGCUCUAGCAGCUGCAAUGGUGCAUCUCUGUAUGCACUGUAGCAGAGCACAUUUUAAGGCUCCCUUAUAAUUCUGCCCUCGAGUUUUGGAAGAAGUGAUGCCAUAUCACUUCAUUCUCACUGAAUCACGAUGCAGCACAGUAGUAAGAGAGUAGCCCAGAAACUGUUGCCUUUUGAUACAUCUCCAAUUGUUGCUCUGCAUUAAUGCUGCUGACACUGUUCCUUUCCCAUAUCUUAUAUUUUAACUUUUUUUUUUUCUGGUUUGUCAGUGCAACAGACUCCUGAAGUGGUGCCCUGCUCCAGACUGCCAUCACGUGGUAAAGGUUCAGUAUCCUGACGCCAAGCCUGUCCGAUGCAAAUGUGGCCGUCAGUUUUGGUGAGUAAUUGAGGCAAACGGCAGAAUAGAAAGACCAACUACUCUGUAUUAACUCUGUUUUAAAGCUUGCAUGUAUUGCUUUGUGAUCUCAGACACUGAUAUGCUGCAUUUCCUUUAAUGACUACAUAUACAAUAGCAUACCUAUAGGUACAUCCCAACUCUGCCCCCUAUGUUUUACGAAGGUUUGUACUUUUCUAAAGCAUUUCUCUGUGUUCGACCAUUGAUAGGCUGACACGUUCAACUUAUCAACAAUGCCCAAAAGAAAUGCUUCAGCAUUAAAGCUGGGGCCAGAUGAGGAGACAGGGGGCUGUUGGGAGGACUUAAGAUUUAAACUUUUCUACAAUGGUUUAACCCCAUAGGGUAAUACUGCAUCCUGGAACUCCAGACACCAUAAAGACUUCACUGAGAUGUAGUUGUUACAUUGUCCUUAAUGGUCUUUUAAAAAAAAAAGGUUUAAAAAUAUUUCAUCCCUAUAAUGUGACGUAGACAUUACCACCCUUAACUGGUUACUUCUGGCAUCAUAGCCACCAGUACCCGUUGUAGUGGUUAUGAUGUAACUUACACUAACCCCUUUAACCUUACCCUGAUUUGAAUGAUCUGUCUGUUAAAGCAAUGCUGAGUGCACCCAACUGUGUUUUUAUCUUUUCUAACUAACAGCAUCUCUGACAAAUGUUCAGCUUUGAUUAAUUAUGCCUUGUGACAGCUGCUUUUGCCAGGUUUAAGAGCCCUAUUGAUCACAUGUUCUCCAAUUUUUUUUAUAAAGAUCUGAUUUUAGUUUUGUGUCUUUUUACAGUUUUAAUUGUGGAGAAAACUGGCACGACCCAGUCAAAUGUAAGGUAAGUAUGGGCUUAAAGCUGCUUCAGUGAUUUGGAUGCUUAAUACUCCAGCCAUUCACUACACUCUCAUAAGUUCCAAUGAGAAGAGCAUUGAGCAUGGACUUGAAUUGCAUAUCUGUGCAAAUCUUCUUCCACUUAAACGGAGUGUUUUUUCUAUAAGUGUAAACAAAAUGGAAACAAAGUUUGGGUUCACAACUCCCAUUUAUUCCAAUAUCGUAUACUUGUGGUGAAGUGAGCAAACAACUAUUCUAGUGUCUAGAAAAAUGAAUGUCAUGCUGGAGGAAUGUGGGGAAUUUUUUUUUCUAUUUUACUUGUUGGUAAACAAAAUGUGUAAUCCAACUGUUUACAUUUUGCAUGACAAUAAUGCCUAGAGUUUCACUUUAAAGGUACACUCCAGACAUUUUUUUUUUUUCCUCAUUUUGCAAAGUGUGCUGAUUUCAAUAGAAACUGACACUUCUAUGUUUUUUGUUUUUUUUUCUGUUUACACCACCCUGGCUUUCAAGCUUCCUGGUUGUUUAUCUCAGUGGAGCUAAACUCUGUAAUUGCUCAGAGCAUCUGCUUUGCAUAGACUUCUCAUUGAGCUGCAUUAGGGAUACAAUGGGAGCUUGAGCUAGUCAUUACCUUUAUGUUUUUAUUUUGAUACAUAAAUGCUGAAUUAUUUUUUAACACACUAACAAAAGCUUAAAUCCAGUGCUACCAGAUAGAUGUUGGCAUUGCCAGGGUUUGGAAGGCUCAUACCUGCAUUUGUGGUUGAACAGUCCAAAAGUUGAAUAAAGAACCCAUAUGUCUCAUUGAACACUGGGGGUGAUUGCUGUUUUUAAUUUAUAGCCAUUGUCUUUGUUGAGCUAUUUAGACUUCACCUCCCACUAUACAAAAUACAAAAUACUCCAUUAAUUUAACCCUUUACUUACCUUCAAUCCAGUGCAGAGAAAGCCUCUUCUGAACAGCCCAGUCCGCCACCUACGUGUUCAUCAGGCUUGAGGACAAUUUUCUUUUUUUUCCUUUUUGAGAAGCAUUGUGGACUUAAAGGGACACUUAAGUCAUCAUAACUUUUAUUUGAAUGAAGUUCGUAUAGUGCCAGGAGGCCCCCCUGUGCGCGAACUCUUACCUUAAGGGCUUAAAGGGAAGGGAUUCACCAGUGCCAGGAAAACAUAUUUAUGUUCCUGGCACUGCAGGACCCUCUAGUGACCCCUUUCAGUGACUUACUGGAGUCCAGCGCCGAUGUCCCUCGGCAUUGGGUCAGGCUCCGCCUACUCUCCUCGCCCGCUGACUUCAGCCGGUGGGGGACAUCUAAUGCGCAUGCUCGGCAAUGGACGCGCACACGCAUUAGACCUCCCCAUAGGAAAGUCUUAUACAGUGCAUUCCUAUGGGGAUUUCGGUGACGCUGGAGGUCCUCACAUAGCGUGAGGCCGUCCAACGUCGUUUUAAAACACUUUUCGUGUUCUAUGAGCACGGAAGUCCCUCUAGCGGCUGUCUAGUAGACAGCCACUAGACGAGGACUUAACCCUGCAAUGUAAAUAUUGCAGUUUCUGAAAACUGCAGUAAUUUCACUUGCAAGGUUAAGGGUAGUGGGAGUUGGCACCCAGACCACUCCAAUGGGCAGAAGUGGUCUGGGUGCCUGGAGUAUCCCUUUAAACUGCUCUCGAACAGUUGAACUCCAACGAUUGCUUCCAACGCCGAUCUGCAGAUCCACAGGCAACAUCCGACUUCUUGCUCUGUUACAGUAAGCUUAGACUGCUGCAGGGCAGCAGCGCAGCAGCGCAGCUGAUUGGCUUAGAGCUGACAUGCUAAGCCAAUGACUAGCUCACCAUUGAUAUAGGCCUGUAAUUGAAAUCAUGAAAUCGGGUGCUGCCUGUGGAACCUGUAGAUCGGUGCUGGAGGCAAAAUUUGGGGUUUAACCCAUUUUAUGGUAAGAGUAUGCACGGUGUCUAGUGCCACCAUAACAACUUCAUUUAGAUGAAGUUGCUAUGGUGACCAGAAUGUCCCCACAUGGCUAACAAUCUCCAGGAUGCGAGUGUUGGAUGCUUCUAUAAUUUAAGAACAGAGUCAUACUGCUUCCUUGCUGGGUAACCACCCUCAGAAAGACAGCCACUAGAGGUGUGUUUAACUCCACAAUGAAAACAUUGCUGUAUCAUUGCGAUAGCCAAAGGCCACCACACCCAGACCACUUAAUGGAGAUUAUAGUGGCCCUUCAAAUUGUCUUUAGUUGUGGUGGGGUUUUUUUUUGUACAUUUUUGUAUUCCAUUAGCGCCCCCUUUCUGCCACUCCCUACCAAUCUUUAGUAUUUCCCUUUUUUACUACAAACUAAAUCUGCUGUACAUGAGUUAAUGUUCAGCUGUAACUGCAACUAUUUAAAACUCUUCUGUGUGUAAUACAUAAAGCACUGUUUAUGGGAAAGUUGAGCCGCAAUCACCUUAUAUUACAAGAACUCACUUCAGAUGCUGCGUAGCAUGGGGAUUUGUAGCAGAUUACUUCCAAUGUGAGUAUCUUUUUUUUUUUUAUUAUACUUCUGCAUAUUUUUAGUGCACACCUAUACAGUACAUUAAAAAUAUGCACCAUUGCAUGGCACAGGGUAUCCACUGAUGGAGCUCCGUACUUUGAUUGAGUACCUCUGCCAGGUCAGCUUACUUGCUGCUAUCAGGGACCCUGAGUGCUUCAGACCCAGUCGCUGAAGCUUAAGUGGGGUCCUCUAGCACUGGACCAUGCUACAGUGAAUAUAAUUCUCAAGACUAUCUUUCCUGUCAAGUAUUGAUUAAAGCUUUACUAUAGCCUUUUAACAAAUGUAAGGGAGCUCCGGUACAUCACCUGAGUAUCUCAUUAACUAGUGCGUGGCUUUUUCGUGGUAAAAAUCAUGCUAAAAUGGAACUACAAAAAUAGGUUUUCAAUGGAUACAGAGAAUUAAAUGGGUUAACAAAUUUCAUGUGUAAACCAAAUCAGUCAGUGACCUACUACUAUUUUCUCUUCCUAGUGGUUAAAGAAAUGGAUUAAAAAGUGCGAUGAUGACAGUGAGACAUCCAACUGGAUUGCUGCUAACACAAAGGUAUACUUUUCAAUAUAUAACGACAUGUACAUAUCUUGCAAUGCCUUUACUUCUAGAACAAUUUCAAAAUUAAGUGAAAAAUUAAGAAUGUUUUUCCCCUUUAUAUGCUAAUAUUUCAUUAACUUAUUUUCAUCAUUUUGAUGUGGCUUCUUUUCUAUAUAUACAUAUAUAUUUAGGAAUGCCCCAAAUGCCAUGUUACCAUAGAAAAGGAUGGUGGCUGUAAUCACAUGGUAUGUCGGAAUCAGAACUGCAAGGCAGAGUUCUGUUGGGUUUGUCUAGGACCCUGGGAGCCCCAUGGUUCUGCCUGGUAAGUGCAAGUUAAGCACCCGUGCCUUUAACAGACAAAGGCUGUUUAGUUUUGUUGUCCUGUCAGCUCUUAUGUGAUCUGUAUGUAUGCCAUAUAGAUGGUAACUUAUCAUUCUACAAUUCUGGUCUCAAACAUAUGUCUUUGAGACACAAAUACUACAACUGUGGCUGGAAUUCUACUUACCAGGAUGGGUUUUGACACACCUGUUCUUCUGUACACCAUUUACUCUGUGUUUGCCCUCAGACGUCUAAGUACAAUGGACUACCGCUUUCAAUAACCUCAAGGAUUCACAUAAGUCCUUUUAAAACGUAGCAUUUAUUUGAAAAAUAAGUAAAAUUAAAAAUCACCCCAAAAAUAAACCCUCUGUUACAUCUGCUAUAUGUUAAUAAAGCAUAGCCCACAGAGUAAUUUACUUGACUUCUUUUGUGUGUAAACACCACGUAAGCUAUGUUGAGGUGAGUCCUACCACUAUAUCUUUUCUGUAUAUGGAUACGAUGGACUUUGUUGUGUAACACUCACUAAAUUAUAAGAAAAGAAGUAGAACAAGGUCAGAGGAAAUAAUUAACAAUGGGGGGAAAAACUGAUAUAAUAUGCAGUUGGACAACCAUGCUUAAUGCCAAUCACUUCUGCAGGUAUAACUGUAAUCGUUACAAUGAGGACGAUGCAAAGGCUGCGCGUGAUGCACAAGAGGUGAGUCAGUGCUCCCAGCACACAUUAACACACUGCGUGUAUUCUCUGAUUCACUUGCAUUAUGAUCUGCACUUACACAUUUACUCAUUAACUUCUGCGUUUUUAACUUGACCAAACCUUGAUAAAAGUUGUUGAAAUGUGUGAUGCUUGGAGAUAUAAUACUUGGGUAUUUCACUAUUUGUAAGCUACCCAAUUUAACUUCUGUUCACUUCACUGGGGAAUGAACGUUUUAUUUAGUUUUUUUCUUGAGUUUGUGAAGAACAACUUGGUGCAAGUGUUUAUAUACAUGGUACUGAACUUAAGGGUUUUUUUUUAGAGAUCCAUGUAAGUUUUCUCUGCAAGUUAACCUUGAAUACCAUCAGAAUUUUAAGCUGAUAUCCAUACCUUGAUCAAUCACCAGCUCAAAGUGCCAUGUAAUGCUUAUUGUAUGCUUCUACAGAUCUUGAAACACAAGUAUUCAUACAAGUUUAUUUACUAAAGGGAAAAUUGUUGGGAAUUUAAAGUGAAUUCUAAAUAGAAGCAUAGUAGCUGACUGGGAGAAUGUUCCGGUUUGGCUACUCUGGCCUUUUAAUUUCAAGUUUACUUUGAUGUCCUGGUAAUUCUCAAAUUAGAAACGAACCCAGUCAGAAAGAACCCAACUAUGUUUUGAUAGCCAAGGCAUUGGUGCAUUUCACCCUAGUAAAAAGUGCUUAUAGUGAAAUCUCUCCGCUUCCGCUGCUGUGCACUAAAAGGAUCACUACCAGCAGCAGAUCUUUGCUCAGUGCAUGUAGUCUCCAUCAUUGUGUCCAUGAACAUAGCAGUCCUCCUUGGCAAUUCAUUAUCUGAGUUUUAGUUCUACAGAUAGUGGUGGUCUUGUUUUGCCACUCUGAUCUUACUAAUUGAACUUUGAGACCAACCUCUUUAAAGGGACACUAUAGUCACCCAGACCACUUCAGCUCAAUGAAGUGGUCUGGGUGCAAUGUCCCUCAGGUUUUAACCCUUCAGAUGCAAACAUAGCAGUUUCAGAGAAAUUGCUAUGUUUACAUUGCAGGGUUAAGCCAGCCUCUAGUGGCUGUCUUCCGGACAGCCACUAGAGGCGCACCUGCGACGCUGGAGGCAUAUUAUGCCUCGACCACGCAGAGCAUCCAGAGAAAAGCAUUGAGAAAUGCUUUCCUAUGGGUACUUUGAAUGCGUGCGCGGCACUGCCGCGCAUGCGCAUUCGGCUCCGCUGACAUCGUUGGGGGAGGAGAGGUCACCAGCGCCGAGGGAGCCCGGCAGUGGAAUCGGGUAAGCUGCUGAAGGGGUUUUAACCCCUUCAGCGCCACGGGUGGGGGCACCCUCAGGGCACUAUAGUGUCAGGAAAACCGCUUUGUUUUCCUUACACUAUAGUGAUCCUUUAAGCACAGUUAGCCUUGAUUGCAGCUGUUCACUAGUUAUACCUUUCUUUCCUUCUGCCUUGUUACUGACGCAGCGAUCCAGAGCGGCCUUACAGAGAUAUUUGUUCUACUGCAACCGAUACAUGAACCACAUGCAGAGCCUGCGAUUUGAGCACAAGCUGUAUGCCCAGGUAAAGCAGAAGAUGGAGGAGAUGCAGCAGCACAACAUGUCAUGGAUUGAGGUGCAGUUCCUGAAAAAGGCUGUGGAUGUUCUGUGCCAGUGCCGCUCCACUCUCAUGUACACUUACGUCUUUGCAUUCUACCUCAAGAAGAACAACCAAUCUAUUAUCUUUGAGGUGAGUUCUUCUGUGCUUGGCUCCUUUAUAGUAUAUAAUGUCUUUAGCUUUUGUGAUAAGAGCUCUCCUUUAGUAUUCUUUUCCCUGACCCAUCUAUCUAAAGGAAAGAUUACCUGAACCGCUUAAAUAGUGGAUGGAUGCGUAUCACAGGUAAAAUGUAGAAAUAAAUUUAAUUCCAUAAGGCUUAUCUUCCUGCCGUCAUAGGGACGGAUUGGUGGAAACUUUGUUUUUGAAUUUGUGAUGCUAUUGUUACAUGAUUCUCUAUAUUGCCUUCUCUGUUCUGUUUAUGAUGUGCGAUAUGUAUAGUAUGUUUUGAACAGUCCAUAGAAGCAUAAAAUCUAAAAUUUGUUUUUGAAAAACCUUUUGGUGUUUGCAAAAAUGCCAUAAUGUACAGCAUCAUUUUUGAUACUAAGGUAGUUGUAAAUGUUACAUCUGUAUUGUUCUACUAAUAUGUGUUUUAUCCUUGUGCAUAGAAUAAUCAGGCAGAUUUAGAGAAUGCUACAGAGGUUCUGUCUGGAUAUCUGGAAAGAGACAUUUCCCAAGAUUCACUGCAAGACAUUAAGCAAAAAGUGCAGGAUAAGUACAGGUGAGUAACUGCAAGUUACUGUAUUGGUUGUGUAAGUCUAUUCUCUGGAUUUCAAACAGUAUGUGUCAUUCCUGCAUAUAUGUAUAUGAGCCUUUCUCACAUUCACUCUUCUACUUACUGACCUAGUCGUACGAAUGGGAUAUCAUUCUUUGCAGCAGCUCUGUAUGUGAGUGGUUUUGUGUGUUACUUUAUUUUUUGUGUGUGUGGUUUUAUAUUUAUGAAUUAUCCCACGUGUUCUCCAUUGUCCGCCUAUGUAAUGCUUACUGCAAUCUUCAAGAGUUUGACAUUAUAAGACAUUAUAGGCAACAAAAUAAUUUUAUCUUAAAAGGUAGUCACCAAAACGACUUUCGCUUAAUGAAGCAGUUUUUGGGUAUAGAGCAUGUGAUAAGAGAUAAGUGUAAACAUUAGAUGACUCUCUUUAAGGAAGUGUUUAGGAAGACUGUGCAAGUCACAUGUAGGGAAGUGUGACUUGGCCUGCAUAAACAAAGUGAUUUUCCUAAAUGGCAGAGAAUUGAGCAGUGAGACUGGAGGCAUGAUCUAUACACCAAAAGUACUUCAUUAAGCCAAAGUUGUUUUGGUGACUAUAGUGUCCCUUUUAAUGAGGCAGUUUUAUUGUAUAGGUCAUGCACCUGCCGUGUCACUGCUCAAACAUUUACUGCUCACAACACCUCCCUACACACCUUCUGUAAACAGAAAUCUAAUGUUUAAAGGGAUACUUCAGGAACCAAUACAACUUUGAUGCAUUUGAUAGGUUUUGCCUACAUUAAUAUGCUGUAUUUUUGUAACUUUUUUUUUCCUGCUCAACUGUUUAUAGUUUUUGCACAGGAAAAAAAAAAUAAUUUUUUUGCAGAAUGCUGCACCAUAACCUUGCCUCCUUAGCAAUGCCUCGUCAUGCCAGAAAGAGUUCCUUAUCAAAGGUAUGCACACAGUCUCUGCCCCAACAGCACUGAGUGUGCUGCUUUUAAUUAACUACCUGGCUGCAGACAGCCUUGCUAAAUGUCUUUUUGGGUGCCCUGUAUUUCGAAUGCAUGGCGCUUUAUAGGUCCGAUCAUUCAGUACUGUCAGUGACUUUGACAAGAAAGUAUUUUUCUGGAAUGAAGGGGCACAGCAUAUUAACCCCUUAAGGACCAAACUAAUGGAAUAAAAGGAGAAUCAUGACAUGUCACACAUGUCAUGUGUCCUUAAGGGGUUAAAGGACCACUAUAGGCACCCAGACCACUUCAGCUUGAUGAAGUGGUCUGGGUGCCAGGUCCAGCUAGGUUUAACCCUUUUUGCAGUAAACAUAGCAGUUUCAGAGAAACCGAGGGGGCCCGGCGCUGGAAAAAAGGUACAGGAUUAACCCCUUCCUCCCCCUUCAGCGCCACGAGAGUAUGUUUUCCUGGCACUAUAGUGGUCCUUUAAUUAGGGGAAAACUUAUCAAAUGCAUUAAAGCUGUAUUGGUGCCUAGAGUGUCCCUUUAAACUUCCUUUAUUGCACAACCUGUUUAAUUAGAAUGUAUUAUCUCAUGAUCUGUUAAUAGCCUGCUAGAACCAGCAGAAGUCUCCUGUGUGUGAAAUAGUCUCAUUUACAGAGCAAGAUUACUUCUAAAAUAAGUUGACAUCUGAUUUAAAAAUAUUAUAAUUUUUUUUCAUGUAUGCGGUGUCAGUCAUAGACAAGAGAGGUGUAGCUAGGACUGCAUGAACAGAAGAAAAAAAGUGAUUGAGUGACAGAGAAUUGAGUAGUGAGAUUUCAGGGGCAUUAUCUAUACACCAAAACUGCUUCAUUAAGCUAAAGCUGUUUUGAUGCCUAUAGUAUCCCUUUAAAGAAAGCUUUUUGUGAAUGAAGUAAUUAUAAAAUAUGAAACCUAUUAUGAUAAAGUUGUUCAAAGUAUCCUUUGUUUUUGGGGGGUUGAAAAGACAGUGUUUAGCAUAAAAAAGAUGUGCUUGUAAGUGAUUACCUCGGCAUUUUGAUUUCUCUGUCUAUUGUGUCUUGCCAAAGUCCAGCACACCAAAUGCAUAUUCCGCCUCAACACAUACACAGGUUCUCCUAUACCUUUAGGAGAUAUAUCAGUGGUAAUCUCUGUUGUAAUUUUAAUUUAAUCCAUGCAUCCUGUGGGGAAUGAAUCCACAGUAUAAUGAGAUUACUUGUGGAUCAAGGGACUGAAGGUCACAAAAGAAGAAAAGGGAUAGCCAUGUAAAUUAGCUCAUUGCCUUGAACACUAAAGCUUUUUUUCUGUAAAGUUUAUAGGUUAAUUCUUUAAACAAACAAACAAAAAUUAACUUAGCCUUUUUAAACUUUGCAGAGUUUUUUUUUUUAUAGUAUGCAACCAUUCCACAUGUUAGGUACAUUUUCACCAUAUUCUUUUCAUUCUUGUCCUUCCCUACCCCCUUCCCCUGCCUUUUUUGGUUUUGUGCAAAACAUGAUUUCAUGUGCACUGUAAAACUAUAGAAAAAAUUAAUAUAGGUAGACAGAGUGGUAAACCGUGCCCUAUAAAGUGAAUAUAUUCACCUAUAUUUGUCUACCUAUAUUUGUUCUCAGAUUCUGUGCUGCCCAUCCCUUUGUUGUACUGUGUAGUGAGCGCUUAUUUCCUGUUGUAUCCAUAGAAAAAGAAUUGGCCAAUAAUGUUUGGAUAAAGGAAAAUUGUAUAUGUGUUAAAAAGCUUGCAUCGAGGACAGUGCCAUCAUUGCUCACAAAGUAGCUUAAUUUAUUCAACAUUCUAACUAUAUUACUGACAUAUCAUGUUUUGCUUAUUUCCAAGUUUGCCUAUAUGCUGCUUUUCUUGCUAUGUUUUCAUUUUUCUAACCUUUUUCCAUCUCUCCCUUCAGAUACUGCGAGAGCAGGAGGCGAGUUCUGCUCCUUCAUGUGCAUGAAGGUUAUGAGAAGGACUUGUGGGAAUAUAUUGAGGACUGAGCCGUCCCCAGGGACAAAACCUCUGUUGCCACCUGACACUAGAUUUCAACCUCCCAUUAAAUGCAGCUCUGUCCCCUGAGGCUGGCCCCCUGCACAUUCAGACGUCUCUCCCUUUUCUCUCUUGCUCUCAACUCUUGCGCGCUCCCGCCUGGCCUUUGGGUUUCUAUUUUAUUUCCCCCCCCCCCCCUUUUAAUUUUUUUGGGGGGGGGGAAGGGUUGUUUUGUUAAUGGAAAGUUAAAGUAAAUUAUAUUGUAAUAAUAAAAGGAAAGCGGCUAGCAGAGGAAAUGGUUUGACAGUAUUGUAGGCAUAUUUAAAACCCAAGGUAGAUAUAGGGGGCAACAGAACAUUGAUCUGCUUGGUAAACUGCUAAACAAUGCCUUGCUGCCUCCUUGGCUGUCAAUGGGUUAUUGUGUGUGCAGGAACCUCCGCUAAUUGCAGAAUUUUCCUCCCAAUUUCUGCUUCCCUCUGUCAUGCUGAUUUCCAUAUCAUGGCUCCUUAGAAAGGACAGUCAUUCAAAACCAGAUUUCCCCUCUGUCUAUUUUCCUCCGCCUUCCCUAUCUUCUCUUGACCUCUAUUACCCUCCCGCAUCUUUGCCACUUUCCUAAUAUUCUACUCAUUUACACUCUCCACCCUAACCCACUUGCACCUUUUCUAACCCAUGGUUGGAACUGAACAGCUUUCAAAAGUUAAAAAAAAGAAAGAAAGAAGAAAAACAAACAAAAAUAGCUUUGUACAUGACUUUUAAAAACAAGAUUAAAAUGAAAAGAAGACAGCAGUAUUUUUCAAACUUGUAAAUAGUGCAUCUGCAUGAGCAGGGAGGAGGAGGCGGGACGCACGGUGUUUGCAUCAUGUUUAAGUACAAAACGAAAAAAAAAUAUUUAUUCUUUCUUGAAGAUCGCUGGUUCUGGCUGUGCUGUUUAUUCCUGGGAUGUUGGAGAGCGGACACAGCUUGCCAUAAGAUGGCACUCACAGUUCUCAAAUACCGAUUCAUACACUGCAACACAACCCCAUGAUAAUGGCCCUUGUAUUAGAAGGAGCAGACUGGUCUGAUGAAAUAAACUAAGGACCAGCUCCAAAGCAGGAGAAAAGUAAUUCUUUAUUUGCAUUAAGUUUAAAGAAUUAAAAUGUUAGCCCACCGUGGAAGAGCGUGGCGUAACAAAGUGUCUAUUUAAGGGGUUUUAAAGAGAAGUAUAUGUAGAGGAUUGAUCUUUUGGGAUUUUGUAUGUUAAGAAUUCAGUUAGUUCUCCUCUAUGAACCGUUGGGGAAAGUGCUAAGGAACUCUUGCUACAGAGCUGUGUGACCAUAUGACAGUCACAUUUUAAAAGCCUAAAACGUCUUUCACUGAUCAGUCAAGGGACUUGGUGUGUUAAGAUUGUGUAACAAAACAAACAUUUUUUUUGUGCCUUUAAAUUGUUUGUAGUGUAGUGUGUUUCCUUUGUUUUGUUUUCCUUUUCAUAUUGUAACUGUAAGUUUUCAUUUAUUUACACAUAUGGUGUUAACUUUUUUCCAUGUUAAGGUCAACACUUGGAUAGUGCUGAAUGAUUUAUUUAAUAGCAGGAAUUUGAUAAGCAGAGUUAUCAUAGCCUUGACAUACUAAACCCAGGUAUAGAAUGCAUUGGGGGCCUAGAACGUUUUCACCAAAGCUCCAUUAUAUGAGAAGACAAAUCAGAAUACCUAAGACUGCGUUUAAAGCAGAAAGGAAACAUUUUAAAAUGAAACAAACCUUCAUGUUAAUUCCCAUUCAACCUUUUACCUUACAGGUUUAAUUUGUAUGUACUCAUACAAAUAUAUGUUCACAUCUACUUACACAUUUCAAUGUUUAAGGCCUUAUUGCGUGCAGGUUUUAUGCAAAAACAAAAAAAAUUUCACCAAAUUUAUAAAAAUGUCCCUGUAAAGUGUUUGCACUUUGUAUGCAAAAGAAGAAAAUAUCCUUUAAAUCCUUGUUAAUUAAUUAUUUACACUUCUCUGCUUUGACGUGUUUUAAAUGCCUUAACUAUUCGACAGAAAGACCUAACACAGCUAUGAAAAAAAAUCUACAUACCUUUAUACAUAAAUCCCCUGUCUAACUUUAAAUAACAAUGUGGAGAGUGGAAAAAAAGCUGCCUUCACUUAUGUCCCUGUCGUGUUGUUUUUUUUCUUCUUCUUUUUCUAUAAGACCAACUGUGUCUUAAUGAAUAUUUCACCUCCCCCCGCUGGAUUUAUAUAUAUAUUUAUUAUGUUUUUUUUCCUGUGCUAGAUCUUCAUAUUGGGAUGCAGCCAGCAGAUUGCCCUUCCGUGGGAUUAAUUUUACUGAUAGAUUGUGGGUACACUUGAUUAGCAACUAAAGCAGACCCAUGCUUUUAAGCUCUGCCCUUUUAAAUAAUUUUUUUUAUUUAUAUUUUGGUCAGCUUGACUGAUCCAUAACAAAAAGGUCAUCCUUUUUCCUUAUGCUUUUUAUGAAAACAACAGUGCUCAGGAAACUAUACAAACUGAUUCAGACACAGGGAACUGUAUAGAUGUAGACUUAACUUAAAGUUAAUAUUUGGUGACAUCUGCUUUAAGUACAGAACUAAAUGUGACAGCAGGGUAGCAGGAUGAAAAUGCAUUGUUCCAAAGGUGUAUAGCAUUAAAACCUCUUAAGUGUUUAAGAAAAAAACAAACUCUUCAAUAAGGGCUGUAUGUUUUCUCACCUUUUGUAGGGUGUGUAAUAUGUCAUAAAACAACCACUGAAAUAUGUUUGUAAUUUAUAAAGGGGGAAUAUAUACCACAGUAUUGGACUUACAACCUGUUUAAAAAAAAAAAAAAAAAAAUGGAAUUUGUGCAGACAUCUUUCUCACCUUAUGUGUUUGAACACAAGCUUGGGAGCCAUAGCACAUAAAAAGACUUCCUAGUAAGCUCUCAUUCCAACAGUAAUAACCUUAUAUCUGCCUUGGCUAAAUGAGACAUGUCACUUUUAACAUCAUAGAUGAGUGUUGCAAUUUUAAAAAACUUUCUAUCCAGAUACUGUGUAGUAUAUUACACAGAUCAUACCCCAGUUGGGGAACACCAAAAAGAAAAACCUUGUUAAAAGUAAAAAUACAUGGACCUUUGUUUUUUGUUUUUCAUAACAAAAUGAGACCGACUGUAGACACACAAGGCACAUUGAGAAUUUUCUAUAUCUUUGCUCGGUGGGUUUAAAGUCUAUCAUUUGUACCUUUAUUUCUUCAUAACCAAAUGUUUUAAUUUUCUACCAGGGGUUAAGGCUGUUUUUUUUGGGGGGAGAGGGGUGUUGGAAGGACGGGAGGGUUGUCAUUCCCCAGCUGGAGUCCAAUCAGUGUAAUAUAUUGUUUUUGUGAGAUGGAACCUCACACCACAGCCUCCCCUGUCCCAUGUACAUCAUAUAUAUAAUUUUUUUUAUUAUUUUUUUAUGAAGACCUGCAUUUACGCUAUGCUUGAUACGUCCAGCCGUUUUUGUUUUAUUUGUGUACAGGUACAACACCAGUACCCAAUAAUAGCUAGUUAUUUUCAAUUCAGUCUCCACUUGCAGGAGUUGAGAUCUGAGCUCUUGCACACUUACAGCACCAUUACAUGUAUGGUUUAGAGUGCAGUGCUCACAGCUAUUGAAAGUGUAAUAAAUUGGUUUGAACAGUUAGCGCAUGCUCAGAGUACUUAUCACUUCACUAAGAAGGUCACCAGAAAAAUAAAGAUUUAUAGCUGUUUGGGAAUGUGCAGUGUAUAAGUGGUUGUUAUUAUUAUUAUUAUUGGUAUUUAUAUAGCGCUGGCUUAUUCCACAGCGCUUUACAAGAAGAGGGGAAUUUACCAAACGAGACAAUAACAAACUGUAACCGUAACCAUAUGUAGUUGGGGACCCUGCUCAAAUGAUCUUACAAUCUAGAGGUUAUAAGUAUAUAAUAGGUGGUUGCUUUAUGCUUCACCCUAAUUUGGGUUAGAUGGUUAUUUUUAUAUUGAUUAUGGGGCUAAUAUCCUUAUUUAAAAACAGAGGAUCCAAACAAUUGAUCUGAUGUGUUGAUUAUAUUAAGCUUCUUUCUUUAGUCUAUUACGCUAUAAUGUGGCAAACAUUAUAUUGAAUCAAUAUAUGAUGAGAAUUUAUUUAGGUUCAUAUUUUAAGAGUCUAUAAUAGGCUGCUUGUUAAAGAUCAAAUCGUUUUUCUAUGUAACUAAAUACACAUACAUCAAGUGUUUUUCAAAUAUUUUUUAUAAAUAUGAGGUAAAUAAAAAAG